This is a messenger RNA of Polypterus senegalus (gray bichir), 2747 nucleotides long. Its product is annotated as V-type proton ATPase subunit B, brain isoform. Gene Ontology annotation, cellular component: proton-transporting V-type ATPase, V1 domain. Gene Ontology annotation, molecular function: ATP binding; proton-transporting ATPase activity, rotational mechanism. Gene Ontology annotation, biological process: proton transmembrane transport; ATP metabolic process. Lineage: Eukaryota; Metazoa; Chordata; Cladistia; Polypteriformes; Polypteridae. The record is from RefSeq and is a predicted model, not a curated record. The transcript is spliced from 14 exons. The coding region runs from base 41 to 1576 and encodes 511 amino acids.
CGCGCAGGCUUGCUUCAGUGUCGGUGACUAACGUUUGAAGAUGGCGCUGAAAGCCAUUCGGGGGAUGGUGAACGGAGCUAUGACCGAGCUUAGCUCCACGGUGAGCAGCGCCAGAGCUGCCGGGGCUCGGGAGCAAGCACAGGCUGUCAGCCGGGACUACAUUUCUCAGCCGCGGCUCACUUAUAAAACUGUAUCUGGAGUCAACGGGCCAUUGGUCAUCUUGGAUCAGGUGAAGUUCCCAAGGUAUGCAGAAAUUGUUCACUUAACACUACCAGAUGGCACUCGGAGGAGCGGACAGGUUUUGGAAGUCUCUGGUGCCAAAGCAGUUGUGCAGGUGUUUGAAGGAACUUCAGGAAUUGAUGCCAAAAAAACAAGCUGUGAAUUUACUGGAGAUAUUCUUCGAACACCUGUAUCUGAAGAUAUGCUUGGUCGUGUGUUCAAUGGAUCGGGAAAGCCUAUUGAUCGAGGUCCCACAGUUCUGGCUGAAGACUACCUGGACAUAAUGGGCCAGCCAAUUAAUCCCCAGUGCCGCAUAUAUCCUGAGGAAAUGAUCCAGACUGGCAUCUCUGCUAUUGAUGGGAUGAACAGUAUUGCUAGAGGACAAAAAAUUCCAAUUUUCUCAGCUGCUGGUUUGCCACACAAUGAGAUUGCAGCACAGAUCUGUCGUCAAGCUGGGUUGGUAAAGAAAUCAAAAAGCGUUAUGGAUUACAGUGAAGAAAAUUUUGCUAUUGUAUUUGCUGCUAUGGGUGUCAAUAUGGAAACUGCACGAUUCUUUAAGUCAGAUUUUGAAGAAAAUGGUUCCAUGGACAAUGUCUGCCUCUUUUUGAACUUGGCUAAUGACCCAACAAUUGAACGUAUCAUCACUCCCCGUCUUGCUCUGACAACAGCAGAAUUCCUGGCUUAUCAGUGUGAAAAACAUGUACUGGUCAUCCUAACAGACAUGAGCUCAUAUGCUGAAGCACUGAGAGAAGUUUCGGCUGCCAGGGAAGAGGUACCAGGUCGUCGUGGCUUUCCAGGUUACAUGUAUACAGACUUGGCUACAAUUUAUGAGAGAGCAGGCCGGGUUGAAGGCAGGAAUGGAUCAAUAACACAGAUUCCUAUUUUGACUAUGCCCAAUGAUGAUAUUACUCAUCCCAUCCCUGAUCUGACAGGAUAUAUUACUGAAGGCCAGAUUUAUGUAGACAGACAGCUACAUAACCGACAGAUUUACCCUCCAAUAAAUGUUUUGCCUUCUCUGUCUCGAUUGAUGAAAUCAGCCAUUGGUGAAGGGAUGACCCGCAAAGAUCAUGCUGAUGUAUCGAAUCAGCUGUAUGCUUGUUAUGCUAUUGGCAAAGAUGUGCAGGCAAUGAAAGCCGUGGUGGGAGAAGAGGCUCUGACACCAGAUGAUUUGUUGUACUUGGAAUUUCUCCAAAAAUUUGAAAAGAAUUUCAUUUCUCAAGGUCCCUAUGAGAACAGAACAGUAUAUGAAACACUGGACAUUGGCUGGCAGCUUAUGAGAAUCUUCCCCAAGGAGAUGCUGAAACGGAUUCCACAAAGCACUCUGGCAGAGUUCUACCCCAGAGACUCCAAACACUAGCAUCCUUUCUCGCCAACCCUUUAGAUGUUUGUGCCAUUGUGUUUGUAUUUUUGUUAUUUUUUUUGUUGUUGUAAUGCUGUCAGUUACCCAACUAAAACAUCUCCAGCAGAGUUUUAAAUAUCUGUAAAUGAAGCCCUGUGCUUCUUUUAUGUACUGGCCAAAUAUUGUAUUUAUUUUCUGGUUUUUCAUGGUUGGGUGGGGGAACAAAAGAGAACAUAUGACAAAAUGGAAUUUUUCUGAGUAGAAGAGUAUACAGACCUACCUAUGAAAAGUAGAACACAUGCUGCUUUACUGAAUGUGGUGUAACAGGGCCACCAACACCAAGUGUACAGAAGUGUAACAGUGAAAACUCUUACUUGCAUGUGCUCAUCAACAUGCAACAUGUCCCCACUCUCCACUGCCAUGAUUACUGAGUUUAACUACUUUAGCUUAAUACUUCUGUCUUUCCUAAUAUCAAUAGCUACCUUGCCUUGAAACAUCUAUGCCCCCAACGUGGAACAAAAUGGAGUUAAACUCCUAAAUAUAUCAUAAGUGAAUGUUUAUUAAUUAAAUACAUUAAGGAGAGAAUGAAUGAAAGGAGGCCAUAAAAUAUAAAAUAAGACCACAACCUAACUUUCUAUCGGUUCAGGUUCUUGUGUAACUAGUGCAGGUAAUUUGCCCAACUCCACAAAACAUGACAUCCCUUUCUAUCUUAUUCUUUAUUUACCGCAUUAUAAAUUUCCCUCUCUUUCUUUCUGCUUGCCAGUCCUUUUCCCUUUUCUUUGACUAGUGGUCUGGCAUGGAGAGGCCAUUAAACCAAACCCCAGAGUUACUGUGAAUUCAGUCACUGCUACCCUGUCUAGGGUUGGUAUUACUGCUAGAAAUUUUCCUAUACUGAGUUCAAAUCCGUAAUAGAUUCUAUGAUGUCUGUUCUUUGUAGUAAGCACAAGGUUUACACAUAUCCCAUGUGGGUAACCCUUGUGGUCUUAAACGGUAUAUAAAAAACUGUGUAUUGCCACUAUUUCACAGAAUCGAGGAAGAUGCAGUGUAGAUGCACAGGCACUGCUGAUAAGGGACCAUUGUUUUCCUUCAUGCAUUUUUGUCAAUGUGUUUGUGGGUGUUUUUUCUUUCUGCAUUCAUGCACAAAUUUAAAUGUAGAAAUGGCAUAAAAUUCUACUUUUAAGGGCAACCA